Osmerus eperlanus (European smelt) is the source of this 1790-nucleotide messenger RNA. RefSeq names its product mitochondrial elongation factor 2 (gene mief2). Gene Ontology annotation, biological process: mitochondrion organization; positive regulation of mitochondrial fission. The record is from RefSeq and is a predicted model, not a curated record. Gene Ontology annotation, cellular component: mitochondrial outer membrane. Lineage: Eukaryota; Metazoa; Chordata; Actinopteri; Osmeriformes; Osmeridae. The transcript has 8 exons. Bases 179 to 1588 code for a protein of 469 amino acids.
UCUUCACCUUGAUUGGAGGAGUAGAGUGUCAAUCACAGUGGGCCGUUGGGACGAGAGAUGGUGGACUAACUUUUAAUGAACGUCUGCUCAAAUUACAGUUUUCUUUUUGUAAAUGACUUUGGCCGAAACUGAAAAGAUUUCUCGAGUAUAUAGUGGCUGACCUCUGAACCAGGAAGUGAUGGACUUCCGUGGUGGCAGGAGGCGGGGCGAGGACAGCAUUGCCAUGGUGAUAGACUUCCUGCUGGCCAAUGCCAGGCUGGUGCUGGGAGUGGGUGGAGCCGCCAUUCUGGGGAUCGCCACGCUGGCUGUCAAACGGCUCAUAGAACGUGCAGGCAGUGCAGCAGAGGAUGAGAAGGUGGAGCAGAAGAUGACAGAGAGUUGGGAGGAGCUUAGCUUAGGCCCCUCCCCCUCCAGAAAGAGUCUGGAGGACGUGGUCCUGAAGCACGUCUCCACGGCAACCAGGCAGGAGAAAGGAGACCUGUGCCAGCAGCAGAAGUCCAUCUUGGAGUGUGUGACCCCACCCAGCCAGGCUGAGCUGGGGUCUAAACCCAGUAGAGUGCAGUUAUGUGCUCCCCUGUCUCUGCAGGAUCAGCUGCAGCAGUACUACAGCAGCAGGGUACUGGUGAGUCCAGAGGAGGUGCUGUGGGCCCAGCGUCUGUGUGUGGAUGUCUGCACAGAGAUCCAGGGCUUCCUGCUGUCCACACACCCAGACAUGCCCCUGGGAGAGUUCAGCCUGGGGGGGCCCCUGCUAGAUGACCUGGAGGCGGUGCGUGUGGACCAUGUGUGUGUGCUGGUGCCGCUGCGUGUGGAAGCCGGGCUGUGGAGCCUGGUUCCUGGGGAGCAGACUCUUCUCAAACAGCCCCUCUCCUGGAUGGUCCGCCGCAGCAGCCUGGAGUACUUCCCCCGGGGACGCAGUUACUGGGACAGGUUCCUGGUGGGCGGGUACCUGUCGUCUGAGGCGCUAGUGAACAUGCUCAGUAAGGUUGUAAUGGAGACCAUGAACUGGCCGUCUCUUAGCAACAGUCUGGACUGCCUGGUGCGGCCGGUGCUGGGGGGCCCAGAGCUCAAGCUGGAGGUCAGCCCUGCCCCAGGCUGCUGUGUGUCGGGGGGAGGGGAGUCCCUGUUCGUGUCCCUUCUGCCGGUGCUUAGGCAGGAUGACGUGGUGCUGUGUGCCCAGCCGGGGCUCACCCUGCCCUGGCCGUCCGCCUGGCGCCUGUCCCUCUACCCCUGGGAGACCCAGCGGCUGGCGCAGCUCGACGGCCAGGACGGAGGCGUCCGCGGCCGCCUGCUGAAGACCCUGAAGGCUGUGUGCAGGCUGAACCCCACCCUGCGGCCCCUGACCUCCGCCCCGCUGGCCAACCUCAUCCUGCACCUCAGCGACAAGGAGCCCGAUUGGUCGGAGGGGGCUCUGGAGGGGCGGUUCCGGCAGUGUGUGGAGGAGCUGAUUGGCUACCUGGAGCAGGGGGCGGUGCCCAGCUACUUCAAGGCGGGGGUGAACGUUCUGGGGGGCGUGUCGGAGGAGCAGGUGGAUCAGAUGGGCUUCCUGCUGUACUGUGCUUUGUCUGACCCUGGCAUCCUGCUUAUCUGAUACACACACACCAUACACACACAUGCUAUACACACACACCAAACACACUCUAUACACACUAUACACACAUCAUACACACACACCAUACACACACUAUACACAUACACACCUCAUACACACCCACACCACUGUGCCCUGUCUCAACCUAGGAUCCUGCUCCUCUAAGAUCCUGCUACUCUGACACACAAGUUUUAUAUAUAUA